Messenger RNA from Rhagoletis zephyria (snowberry fruit fly), 393 nucleotides. The record is from RefSeq and is a predicted model, not a curated record. Lineage: Eukaryota; Metazoa; Arthropoda; Insecta; Diptera; Tephritidae.
AUGGUGGUCAAUGCGGCUCAGUUGGCCUCGUAUUCGCAGGCGAAGCAGAUGCUCCUCUCUACGGCCUACUUCAACGACAACAUUGCCUGUCACUUCUGGGCGUCGAUGAUCUCGGGGCUGAUCACGACGGCGGCGUCGAUGCCGGUCGAUAUUGCCAAAACGCGCAUUCAGAACAUGAAGACGAUUGAUGGAAAGCCAGAGUACAAGGGCGCGUUUGACGUCCUCGGUAAGGUCAUCCGAAAUGAGGGUCUCUUUGCGCUGUGGAAGGGCUUCACGCCGUACUACGCCCGUCUGGGGCCGCACACCGUGCUCACCUUCAUCUUCCUCGAGCAGAUGAACAAGUCCUAUCGGCUGUACGUGCUCAAAGAUAGCAGCGGCGGCGGUGGACUGUAA